Dryobates pubescens (Downy woodpecker) is the source of this 4530-nucleotide messenger RNA. It is a transcript of the gene SBNO2, whose product is annotated as strawberry notch homolog 2. The record is from RefSeq and is a predicted model, not a curated record. Gene Ontology annotation, molecular function: chromatin DNA binding; histone binding. Lineage: Eukaryota; Metazoa; Chordata; Aves; Piciformes; Picidae. Bases 64 to 4404 code for a protein of 1446 amino acids. Gene Ontology annotation, cellular component: nucleus. Gene Ontology annotation, biological process: regulation of DNA-templated transcription. The transcript has 31 exons.
CUGCUUUAGCCUCUUGUGUCCUCCCUGCCCUGAGGACUUCAUGCAGCAGCAGGACACAGGCUGAUGCCCUCAGCACACCCUGCCAUGGAGGGGGGGCAGAACUACCCCCAGCACCAGCACCAGCAGCCUGGCAGCACCCUCUACAGCAUGCCCGGGCUCCGCUCCCAGCUCGCCGUGCCAGCCAUGGAGAGUUCCAUGCUGGCUGCCGACUCGUGGAGUAGCUGCUACCCUGCCACCUUCCCAGCCUCCUCUUUCCCCAGUGAAAACCAGCAAUAUUUUAAUCCCCCUCCUGAUUUUUAUACAACCCCCCUCAGCAGACCACAUUUCUUGGACACAAACUAUGCAGCUGUGGACCCUACUGACUUCUUACCAAAAAAUGGUGAUUUUCCUCAGGAUUCUUCAUACCUCGAUGAGCUCUCCACCAACAACUCCCUCUUCUCCUCCCCGGCCGACUCCCUCUCGGACAUCGCUGACCCCAAGGACUUCCUCUCUGCAGACAGCCUGACCCACGUGCCAACACUCUGGGAUGUGAGCACACCACAGCACAACCAGCUGGAGCUGCAGUCAGCCAGCAGAUCCUUCCCUGGCUUAAACAGCUCCAAUGACCACACCACUGCUGUCCCCAGCACCCCACUCCUCAUCAGCUACCAGUCUCAGGCUCCUGCAGAGGAGGAGGAUGAAGGGGAGGAGGAAGAAACAGAAGAGUUGGGGCAAACAGAGACCUAUGCAGAAUACAUACCUUCAAAAUCCAAGCUUGGGAAGCACCACCCUGACCUGGUGGUGGAAACCAGCACUCUGUCCAGUGUGCCUCCACCUGACAUCACCUACAGCCUGUCCCUGCCUCGCUCUGUUGCUGACAAAGGGUCACUCUCUGCACUACAGCUGGAAGCCAUCAUUUAUGCCUGCCAGCAACAUGAAGUUUUGUUACCCAAUGGGCAGCGAGCUGGGUUCCUCAUCGGGGAUGGUGCUGGAGUUGGAAAGGGCAGGACAGUUGCAGGCAUCAUCUUUGAAAACUAUCUGAAAGGGAGGAAGAAAGCUCUGUGGUUCAGUGUCUCCAAUGAUCUCAAGUAUGAUGCUGAGAGAGACCUGAAGGACAUCGAAGCCUCCCACAUUCCUGUGCAUGCUUUGAAUAAGAUUAAGUAUGGUGACACAGCUACCUCAGAAGGAGUCCUCUUCGCCACCUACUCGGCGCUGAUCGGGGAGAGCCAGGCGGGAGGGCAGCACCGCACGCGCUUGAAGCAGAUCCUGGACUGGUGCAGGGAGAACUUUGAUGGAGUUAUUGUGUUUGAUGAAUGCCACAAAGCCAAAAAUGCCAGCUCCACCAAAAUGGGCAAAGCAGUGCUGGACCUCCAGAACAAGCUGCCUCGAGCAAGGGUUGUCUAUGCCAGUGCCACAGGUGCCUCUGAGCCAAAGAACAUGAUCUACAUGAGCCGCCUGGGCAUCUGGGGCGAGGGCACCCCCUUCAGAGCCUUUGAUGAGUUCCUGCAUGCAAUAGAGAAGAGGGGAGUUGGUGCAAUGGAGAUCGUGGCCAUGGACAUGAAGGUCAGUGGGAUGUACAUUGCCAGGCAGCUCAGCUUCACUGGAGUCACCUUCAGGAUCGAGGAGAUCCCCCUGGAUCAGCAGUACAAGGUUGUCUACGACAAGGCAGCCAAGCUGUGGGCAGAGGCCCUGUCGGUGUUCCAGCAGGCGGCAGACUGCCUGGGGCUGGAGUCGCGGAAGUCGCUCUGGGGGCAGUUCUGGUCAGCUCACCAACGCUUCUUCAAGUACCUCUGCAUUGCUGCCAAGGUCAGGAGGCUCGUGGAGCUGGCCAAGGAGGAGCUGCAGAAGGACAAGUGCAUCGUCAUCGGCCUGCAGUCCACCGGGGAGGCUCGCACCAGGGAAGUCCUGGAUGAGAAUGAUGGGCACCUAAACUGCUUUGUGUCUGCUGCAGAAGGCGUCUUUCUCUCCCUAAUUCAGAAGCACUUUCCUUCAACCAAAAGAAAGAGAGAAAAAGGAACUGGCAGUAAAAGAAAAAGGAAGCAGAGGGGUCGCUGCCCCAAGGCUCUGAAGGCCCUGUGUGACCCCGUGGGGGUCAUCAAGAUCAGUGAUGACAGCAGCACCGACUCUGACCUGGGGCUGGACAGCGACUUCAACUCCUCCCCCGAGUCCCUGUUUGAGACAGACGAGGUCAUCUUCGUGGAGCGCACCUACAACGGCUUCGCUGCCGAGGACAGGGGUAACUUUCACCUGCUGCCUUCCCAGAAAGAGAUGCAUGGCCUGAGGGAACUGGAACACGUGGAGAAGCUGAAGCAGGACCUCCUAGCCAAAGUAAAAGCACUGGGCAAAGAGCUACCUCUCAAUACCUUGGAUGAACUGAUCAAUCACUUUGGGGGCCCAGAGCACGUGGCUGAGAUGACAGGGCGCAAGGGCCGCGUGGUCUGCAGGCCUGACGGCUCCGUCCUCUUCGAGUCCCGCGCCGAGCAAGGCCUCUCCAUAGACCACGUCAACCUCAAGGAGAAGGAGAGGUUCAUGAAGGGGGAGAAGCUCGUAGCAAUAAUCUCCGAGGCCUCCAGCUCAGGGAUCUCUCUCCAGGCCGACAGGAGGGUCAGGAACCAGCGGCGCCGAGUCCACAUGACCCUGGAGCUGCCCUGGAGCGCAGACAGAGCCAUACAGCAGUUUGGUCGAACACACAGAUCCAACCAGGUUUCUGCUCCAGAGUAUGUCUUCCUUAUCUCUGAGCUGGCAGGGGAGAGGAGGUUUGCAUCCAUCGUGGCCAAGCGCCUGGAGAGCCUGGGUGCCUUAACUCACGGGGACCGCCGGGCCACCGAGUCCAGGGACCUCAGCAAGUACAACUUUGAGAACAAGUAUGGAGCUAAAGCACUGGACAGGGUCCUGUCCACCAUCCUCAACCACACUGAGAACAGAGUUCCUGUGCCCAAGAGCUAUGAGAGAGGUGAAGCUGCAUUUUUCCAUGAAAUGAAGCAGGGGCUCAUCUCUGUGGGCAUCUUCUGCAACCAGACCAAGUAUGGCAUGGUCUCAGUGGAGAAAGACUGCUCCAUCACCAAGUUCCUGAACCGCAUCCUGGGGCUGGAGGUGGACAAGCAGAACCUCCUCUUCCAGUACUUCUCUGACACCUUUGACUAUCUGAUUGAGAAGGACAAGAAGGAAGGCAAAUAUGACAUGGGCAUCCUAGAUUUGGCCCCAGGAGUGGAUGAGAUCUACGAGGAGAGCAAGGAGGUCUUCCUGACCCCUGGGCACCCUCAGGAUGGGCAGGUUGUCUUUUACAAGAUCAGCGUGGACAGAGGCUUGAAGUGGGAGGAGGCUUAUGAGAAGUCCUUGAAACUGACAGGAUCCCAUGAUGGCUUCUACCUCUCCCUCAAGAUGCGAGGCAGCAAGCACACCUGCCUGCUGGCAGAGCAGAGCAGGGGCAAGAACUUCAUCCUCUACAAGCCCAACAUCGGCAAGCAGAGCCAGCCCGAGAGCCUGGACAGCCUGCAGAAGAAGUACCGGAGGGUGCUGCCUGAGGAAGCCAAGAAGCACUGGGAGGAUAGUUAUGACUUCUCCUUGAAGAACUGCAACCAUGCUGCCUGGAACAAGCCCUGCAGGCUGGUGCAGGAGGGCAAGGAGUGCCUGCAGGGGCUGCGGCUGCGGCACUACUACAUGCUGUGCGGGGCCCUGCUGCGCGUCUGGGGCCGCAUCGCCGCCCUCAUGGCCGACGUCACCAGCAGCAGCUUCCUGCAGAUCGUCCGCCUCAAGACCAAGGAGAAGAGGAAGCAAGUGGGCAUAAAGAUCCCCGAGAGCUGCGUCCGCAAGGUGCUGGAGGAGCUGAAGCAGAUGGAUGAGAACGUCAAGAGGAAGCACAGCCUCCUGCUGCAGGCCCAGGAGCAGGGCCCACACUUCCCCCUGCCCCUCCUGCCCCAGCCCCUGGACCUCACCCAGCCGGGGCCAGGCCUCCCAGCCCUGCCCAGGCACUCCCUGCGCCAGGAGGAGAUCCUGGACUUGACCUACAGCCCCCCCGGCAACAGCAUUCCCGAGGUGGUGAUGAACCCAGAGCCCGGUGCCUUGUGCUUCCCCUCGGAGCCCCUGCUCCAGCCACACCAGCAGCACUCGGUGCCCUUCGGCUUCGGUCACCACUCUGCCUUCGACAGCCCAGCCCCGGUCCUGGAGGGGACCCUCCCCCGGCCGGAGCACCUCCCCCGGCCCGAGCACCUCCCCCGGCCCGAGCACCUCCCCCGGCCGCCCCAGGGACCUCUGCCGGCCCUGCAGCAGCAGCAGGAAGAUUUUGUCCAGCAGGAUGGGAACAUCAAUUUUAGGGAGAUCCUGGAGGACAUGCUCAGGACGUUCACUGGACCCCCCCAGGAGAACCUGCUGCCCCAGGAGCGCCAGAGUGUGAUCCAGUUCAGUGGAGCCUUCCCUGACUUCUGAGAGCCCAGCCCCUGGGCUGCAGCCCCUGCAGAGCCACAGCCUCCAGGGCAGAGGUGAGAGCUGGGGGGAGGCCUCAGCUUUUCUGCUGGCUUGGACUGGUCCUUUUCUGGCUUAGAGGGAAGAGGA